Messenger RNA from Guillardia theta CCMP2712, 648 nucleotides. RefSeq lists its product as hypothetical. Gene Ontology annotation, molecular function: translation release factor activity. The record is from RefSeq and is a predicted model, not a curated record. Gene Ontology annotation, biological process: translational termination. The transcript is spliced from 8 exons. Lineage: Eukaryota; Cryptophyceae; Pyrenomonadales; Geminigeraceae. The coding region runs from base 1 to 648 and encodes 215 amino acids.
AUGGCCUUGUUUGGAGGUUGGCUCCGGUCGGGCUUGAGGGUUUGUGCUCCUACCUCUCAAGCUCAGAGGCUGUUCCGACCUUUCUCGUCAUCAUCUGGGGAGGGAGACGCCAAUCAUCGAGACCCAGCAGCAUCUACGAAACCAGACUCAGCUGUACCUGAAGUGGCUGCCAAACGCUCCCAGCCGCAGAAGAAGAAAGUGCUGUCGGGGGUGGAGCUUGCAGUCGGAGGGUACAAGGUCAACCGGAGCGUGUGGGGGAGCAUAUCAGAAGCCAAGGUGUCAGACUUGGCGAGAAGGAUUGAGAAACUGGGGAUCUUGGCGUCGGACAUCCAAGAGCAGUUCGUACGAGGUUCAGGGAGAGGCGGGCAAAAGAUGAACAAGACUGCGUCCAAGGUGAGGAUCACGCACAUCCCCACAGGCAUACAGGUGGCUUGCCAGACUGAGCGGGAGCAGUCGAUCAACAGAUUCCUAGCGAUGCGCGAGCUCGUGUCUCGACUAGAGAGCGACGACCAGAAAUCCGAAGGAGAGAAGGAAAGAGAGAGGAUCCGAAAGUUGAAGGCGAGAGCGAAGAGGAGGUGUUCUUCGAGCCUCUACUUCGAGCCUCCUCUUCAGCCCCUGACAAGUUUCCUCACAGACACAAGAAGCUAG